AUGUCCGCUCCAGCAUUCAAUCUCACUCCUCUCGAUCAUCAGCUUCUGGCUAUGACCGAUGAGGAGUUUGUUUACCACGACUGGUCCGAAUUGAAGGACAUCAUCGCGCGAAAUGAUCUCGGCGCCCUCAAACGGAAGCCCUCCGAUCUGCGCCGAUACCUGGCCUGGUCAGCGGAGACCAAAUCUCAGUAUGGCUCCAUCAUGAACUACAUCUGUCAGCGGCGGCUACAGUGGCCAUCACCGGGUCCUGCAAGCGGCACUGAGUCGGCUAUCCAGCCCCCGCCCGUGGUCAAAAACCCGCGCCCCUUUGCCGAUCCCGAGGACUACAAGAUCCUCCGCAAUGACUGGCCUUACGGUCUCACCCCCGGAAUCGCCCAUCUGGUCGUGUGGCUGCGAACCCCAAUCCCCGUGCAAUCCGGGGAAGGCCAUCUGACCGAGGAGUCCCGUGAAUUGAUCAACGACUUCGUGCAAAGGACCUUUGUGGACCGAUUGGCCAAGCAGCCCGGCAUUGCGGAUCCCGCCUCCCAUGUGCUGUGGUUCAAGAAUUGGGUCGGCCUCCAGAGUGUCCGUGCCUUGGAACAUGUCCAUAUUCUGGUUCGUGAUGUCCCCGAGGAGAUUUUGUUUGAAUGGUCUGGUGAAUAA
Penicillium salamii is the source of this 642-nucleotide messenger RNA. The record is from the annotation of a GenBank genome assembly. NCBI's taxonomy places the organism in Eukaryota, Fungi, Ascomycota, Eurotiomycetes, Eurotiales, Aspergillaceae.